Stomoxys calcitrans (stable fly) is the source of this 537-nucleotide messenger RNA. RefSeq lists its product as uncharacterized. The record is from RefSeq and is a predicted model, not a curated record. NCBI's taxonomy places the organism in Eukaryota, Metazoa, Arthropoda, Insecta, Diptera, Muscidae. Bases 1 to 537 code for a protein of 178 amino acids. The transcript is spliced from 3 exons.
AUGUCCAAGUUUAAGUCGGUUCUGGCGAUUGCAUUGCUUCUUGUGAUUCAUUUCAUGAAUUUUGCUGAUUUUUUAAAAAUUAAAUUCAUCAAAGUUGAAUGUGAAGAGUUUGAUAAAUCGUUUGCAAGUUUCAAGAAAUGCUAUUUAAAAGCUCUGGCCAGAGAUGUCAUCGCCUUGCAUCUCCAUGUACAACUUCAUGAAUUACCCAUCAAUAAUAUAACGACCAACGCUCAGUUAUUUCAAAAAGGCAAUGGCUAUCGUCCCUUUCUGUACAACACCACCAUGAACUUGUGUGAAUUUUUCAAGCAUCCCAAACGUUUUAUGUUUUGGAAAAUUAUUUAUGACAACUUUAAGCCCUACUCCAAUGUAAAUCAUACUUGUCCUUAUGAUCAUGAUAUUAUCAUCGAUAACAUAACCCUGAAUGCGGAGAUGAUGCGCUUGGUUCCAUUUCCUGAAAAUGAUUAUAUGAUACAAUUGCAAUUUGCUGCCUAUAAUGUUUAUCGGGCAAAAGUUAAAGUCUAUGCCAGGAUUUUCUAA